AUGUACAUCAAAGUCGUGUCCCUUGAUUCCGCAUCAGCUACUAUUUCUCUCGAGAAUGGAACCCAGAUAAUAGGCGACGUUGUUAUUGGAGCAGACGGAGUGCACUCAAUAGCUAGGAAACAUACCCCAGGAGGCAACGUUAAACCGUUCGGCAGCGGCAAGAGCGCAUUUCGAUUUCUUGUCCCACGUCAGCUUGCCGCUGAAGACCACAAGACCGAGCAAUUUAAUCAGAACAACGGGGAGCUCAUCAUCUGGUACGGGGACGACCGUCGAGUUAUUAUGUAUCCGACGUCCAAUAACACCCUCCUGAAUUUCAUCUGUGUUCACCCGGAAGCAGAGAGUGCGGAUGAAUCGGGUGAAACUUGGGAUCAGACUGGGAAUCUUGCCAAGCUUCUCCAAGUGUAUGCGUCCUUCGACCCUGCUGUCUUGACGUUGCUGGGCAAGGCGGAUCCCCAAAGUAUCAGGGUUUGGAAACUCCUGGACAUGGAGGUUAUUCCCAGCUGGACGAACGAACGUUUGGCGCUCUUGGGGGAUGCCGCUCAUCCAUUCUUGCCACACCAAGGUCAGGGCGCAGGGGUUGCAAUCGAAGAUGCUGCAGCACUAUCAGUGGUUCUUCCGCUAGGUACAAAGCCAGACGAGAUUGCAGAGAGGCUGAAACUUUACGAAGAGAUUCGAAUGGAGAGAGCGAAUAAAAUCCAGGAAUUUUCUCGCCUCGCCGGCAAAGAUUUGGUGGAGGAGGCAAAGAUCGACAGUAAGUGUGCAGUCCUUCAGAUAAUCUCGUAA
This is a messenger RNA of Didymosphaeria variabile, 783 nucleotides long. RefSeq lists its product as uncharacterized. NCBI's taxonomy places the organism in Eukaryota, Fungi, Ascomycota, Dothideomycetes, Pleosporales, Didymosphaeriaceae. The record is from RefSeq and is a predicted model, not a curated record. The transcript has 2 exons. The coding region runs from base 1 to 783 and encodes 260 amino acids. Gene Ontology annotation, molecular function: FAD binding; monooxygenase activity.